This is a messenger RNA of Plodia interpunctella (Indianmeal moth), 1781 nucleotides long. It is a transcript of the gene Torsin, whose product is annotated as torsin. The transcript is spliced from 7 exons. Lineage: Eukaryota; Metazoa; Arthropoda; Insecta; Lepidoptera; Pyralidae. Gene Ontology annotation, molecular function: ATP hydrolysis activity; ATP binding. Gene Ontology annotation, biological process: cellular response to misfolded protein. The coding region runs from base 131 to 1213 and encodes 360 amino acids. The record is from RefSeq and is a predicted model, not a curated record.
GCAAGCUGCCAAGUAGAGGUAAAGCAAUGGAGUAAAGUAAGCCGUACUUUUAUUAUGGAAUGAGUGUGAGUGAUUUGAAAAACAAAUUGGGAAAAAAAAAUGAUUUUUUUCUUCUAAAUAGGUUUGCCUAAUGGUAUAUACAAAUAUGAAUUUGAAUAUAUAUCAUGUAAAAUGGUAUGUCAUAACAACAUUUCUUCUUCUAUUUAAUGAAAUAAACUAUGCUACGACUGAAAUAAUAACAUUGUCUAUCGGAGCUGCAGCUUUGGCGGGAGCGUGGUUAAAAUGGGAUAAUGUUAUUAAAGACAAUACAGUUUGUCGUUUUAUGGAGUGUUGUAACGAUGAUCAUGUACCAUAUGAUUUGGAAAAACUAAAACAAUCAUUAUCGGAUAAAAUGUAUGGACAGCCCCUUGUUAAUGAAUUAGUGAAUAUUCUUCGGGCUCACAAAGAGUCUGUAUAUAAUAAAGAUAAAGCGAAUAAGAAGGCUUUGGUAAUAAGCCUUCAUGGAUGGUCUGGUGUAGGUAAAAACUAUGCUGCAACUAUGAUAGCUGAAGCGUUAUACAAAAAGGGAAUGCAAAGUAAAUUUGUAAAAGUAUUUAUGGGAAAGAAAGAUUUUGACUGUACUGAUCUAGAAAAAAGCAAACAAGAACUGAUCACAAAUGUAAACAGUAUAGUAAAGAAGUGUGGAAAGUCCUUGAUAAUAUUUGAUGAAAUCCAUGAUAUGUGCCCAUCUGUGCUGGAUGCAAUCAAGCCAAUGCUAGAUCAUCAUCACGCUGUUGAUGGUGUUGAUUAUAGGGAUACCAUUUUUAUUUUUAUAUCUAACACUGGUGGAAAAGAGAUAGCUUCUAAUUUGUUAAAACUUUAUGGAGAAGGGGUCAAGAGAAACGAAGUUGAAUUCCAUAAUUUUGAGCCUGUUAUAAGAAGAACUGCAUAUCAUCAAGGAGGUUUAGAAAAGUCUGCUACUAUUGCACAUCAUCUGAUUGAUCACUACAUACCGUUUCUACCUCUAGAGCAAAAUCAUGUAGAGCUAUGUGCAUUGGCAGAAUUUAGAUUUCAUGGAAUAUUGAAUCCAUCUGAGGAAAUGAUGGCUGAAGCAUUGACAGUGAUAACAUAUGGACCAAGUGAAGAUCAACCCAUUUUUGCAAAUAAUGGUUGUAAACGAUUUACCAGGCACAUUCCUUAUGUGAUACAAAAAUUUAAGAGUAAAUUAAAUUAAUACUAGUUAUAAAUAAGUAUAUAUUUUUAAAGUAUUGUGAUAAACUAAUAUAAUGUUUCUUUGGUAGCUAAUUGCACAUCUAAACAGAUUUUCUGAAAAAUUGUGAUUGUAUCAUAUUGUUGAAUCUAAUCUAAAAAUGGAAUGUUGAUGCUGUAAGCAAUUUUGUGAUGCAACACCAGUAAAUUCGGUGUAUUUUUAUCGUUUUUAGGGUCGUUCGUUCUAUAUUCAUUCAACCAUUACACCUAAUCAGUAAUCUUACUAAAUUUAGAUGUUCACAGUUUUGUUAAAAUCUCUUAUUAUCCUAGUAGGUGGGUUGAAAUAUAUCAUACAAGUUUUAUGUUAUACAUGGAUAGUUGUGAUAUUUUUAAAUUAGUUACUUUUCCUCAAUCCCCAUCAAACCAUAAUCAUGUACCUGCAUAUGUCUUUUUUCUUGCACCUAUGUUUGGAUCUUAAUUUAAGUAUCUCAGAUCUGCUAAGUUUAAAAAAUAGAAGCUUAUUUUGUAUAAUUAAUAACACCCUCUCGUGAUAAAAUCACUGUUAAUAUUUCUAAUAAAUUGUUGUUUCUUAA